Trypanosoma brucei brucei TREU927 is the source of this 2823-nucleotide messenger RNA. RefSeq lists its product as hypothetical. The record is from RefSeq and is a predicted model, not a curated record. The transcript has a single exon. NCBI's taxonomy places the organism in Eukaryota, Euglenozoa, Kinetoplastea, Trypanosomatida, Trypanosomatidae. Bases 1 to 2823 code for a protein of 940 amino acids.
AUGUCCAUCACAGUUGACACUAUGAGUGCGCAGCCUCUGGGCCCUUACCGUCAGCUGCAUAACUUCACGAGCACAGGUGAACUUCGCAGGGCAGUCAUGUCGAAGGAAGAUGAAUACAGCAAGUUCGAGAGGGAAAUUGUUGUCGAGGUGAAUGAACUCCGCCGCGACCCCGCACGUUACGCGGAUAUCUUACGGGAGGAAGCUACCGUUGGUUAUCCUUACGUUCGUGCUGAUCCGAAGACGCAGUGCUGCCCAGAGAUGACGCUCGAACAAUUGAAGGUGUAUAUUCAGGAUUUUAAGCAAGAGCACAAUGCACUAGAGGAAUCCAUCGCAUCGCUGAAAAAGGACUGGAAUGAUGCACAGCUCGACAUGAGGGAGCGAUGGAACCACGAGGACGCUGAGCGAGCCAAGAAGUUACGACGCGCCAACAUACGAAAGCGGAGAGGAUCGUCGUUGAUUGAUGACGACUACUUGGAUAGGCGGCAGCGAGCCAUAAUGCGGAUGAGUGAGGAGUUUAAGAGCCAGAUAAAGGAGGCUGAAGAGAGAAAGCGGUACGUCGAGCGCUCAUGCAUGUGGGCAACGGAGGGCGCGACCCUAAUUCUGAACUGCGCUCAAUGGUUGAUGCAAGCGGAAUCAGUACCUUUACUGGAGUACAGCCGUAGUUUGACCCUUGCUGCACGAGACGUAAGUAACGGACAUCAGAGCGUGUUGGGUGUUGUUGCGGCAGCAGAAAGGCCUCAUGGGUCGCCGCCGAAGAAGGGGAUGAGGCGGGUUCGAGCCAGUACGGAAAGCACCGUAAAAGGAUCGCAGGUGCCCACUAGCACGACUUGCGCCAUGAGCGAGUUGAGUGAACACACUAACAGCAUGGCAAAGUUGUCCGCAGGGCUGUCGGGUGAAGGGAGCAGUGAUAGCUACAAGGGGAGUAGUGAGUGCGGCACGGAUGGGGACAGUGAUGAUAUGGAACGGAGGCAAGGCCAUUUUAACAGUGGCCGGAACUCAUAUCCUUCACUUAGCCUUUCACAAACGGGGGCCCAACGUAUGGAUCAAUCUCUCCUCGCUCUUGCGGAGGAAAGCGAAUCACUGAAGCAAACGACUGUAAGUGUGUACGGAAAGUACGGUCACUUGUCUGGGGCACUUCGUGGAAUUCAGAUGUGUAAUGCUUUCACACCACGAAAAAUGGUGUUGCAAAUGCUCCUCGCACAGAGACUACCAGAGUUCCUUCUUUUGGCACCCAACGUCAAUGCCGAGGCUUACGAAUUUCCCGCAGGAUCAAUUCGCAACCCACUUCUUUGGAAAGAUGGUCGUCUUUUGGGGUGUGGCUGGGUGCGUGCUCCUGAUGGUAGGGUGAGUUUGACGCUAUUGCUAGCAACAAAUUUCGAAGAACUUAGCCUGAUCCAUGAGCAACGGGACUUUUCACUCCCUCAAAUCCAUCGCAUUAUAAAUAGCAACAACAACAACCAGAAUGGUGAUGAUUCUCCUCAGAGUCAAUCAAGAAAGAAGGAGUUGCUGAGUGGCCGUGUCGUUGUACAGUUGCAAUCUUCGCUGUUUGUGGAGGUGGUCGAACCAACUUCUCACCCCAUUUUUGCUGACAGGAACCAACAUGUUGUACGUGUAGUUGUUCGAGCGUGCAUGUGCGAUGUUGACAUUUCGGCAACGGCGACGUCAACCUUGGACCCUGUGCCCAUGGUUCCCCUUUUAGACAAGGAGUUGAUUCUCGUUCAACGAAGACUUGACGACUUGAAUGAGGUGGAAAUUCUUUUAGAUGUCCGCUCUGCUCGAAUGCGGUGGUCAUCUCAACCACUACUCGUGCACAUAUUUGAACGUCCACGGGGGUUGGGCGCCGUUGAGCCAUUCAGAAAUGUAGGUUGCAUACGCGUGACACCCACGAAUCAGUGCUCCCUUGUUCAACCUGAGCAAAACUACGGUUCUUUGGUGCGGUAUCAACAACACCACCAUUGCCAUCAGCCGGGGUUGCAUCAAGUGCCGGCCGAUGGGCCUGUGGUACGUUUGCCAUCUGCACUACUUCAGUUGCGGUGUGCCUGCCCCAUCGAUCAGACCGAGGAACCUUGCGGCUGGCCGCUCAUCAUGAACGAAUUUCAACAACGUGGUGCAACUCUGAUCGAACCGCUUUGUGGAGUGUGGACAACACUCAACCACACACAGCGUGUUGCCGUAAGAGUUCCGCGCAACGAUCACUUGCGCUGCGCUGUGGACACCAUCUCCACCCACCUCUACAGAGAGGAGCGUGCCAUGCAUCAGGAGCAGCGAGAGAGCAGCCAGUCCCAAUUGAAAGAACAGAUUCGGCGAGCCAAGGAAGAGUUGGCGGAGGCCCAAGAGGAGGAGAAGGAAGGGAUAGAGACUCUUCAACAGGAAAUCGCUGCUCUUCAGAAAAAUAUGGUGCGCCGCCGGGGUAAAGAACUCGCGAAUCUGAAGAGACAGGAGGAUGCCUUGCAACAGAAAGUUAACGAACUGAGAGACAGGGUGUCAGAGCGACAGGACGCAGUAAGCGACGCGGAGGAAGAGCUGGUGCUGGUGUGCCGCCGUAGCGCAGCUCGUUCAAGGCGGUUAAAGAUGUUGCGACGGGAGUAUUCCCGCUUGCGGGACCUCACAGAUUCCUCAAAAUGCCCCCGCGUGGAGGUAGCGCUUAUAGCGGACGGUUAUUCAACGUUCGUGUCAUCCGACGUCACGAGGUUGGACGUUGUCGAUGAUGCGUGCACCGUGUUUGUUGGCGAGGUGCCGUUGGUGAGGGGGUUUUGUGGACGCGCGGUGCUGCUUGUGGAUGGACUGGAGGCUGUGCAAUGGGAUGUACGCCCCGGGAGGUAA